This is a messenger RNA of Bipolaris maydis ATCC 48331, 645 nucleotides long. Lineage: Eukaryota; Fungi; Ascomycota; Dothideomycetes; Pleosporales; Pleosporaceae. The record is from RefSeq and is a predicted model, not a curated record.
AUGUUUUUCAAACUCGCAAUUCUGUCUACUCUCUCUGCUUUCCAAGCUGCAGCUUUGAAUCAACCUUUCCAACUCUUGGUUGACGAUGGCUUCUACUUCGGCAAUCCAAGUACGGAUUGCAAGCAUUCCUCGCAGCCUUACAUUUAUCAACAGUAUACUCGUUUCACGGACGACUAUACCUACCUUUCGACAAUGCUAGCACCAGAUGUUGAUUUCACAGUCGUCGGUCAUCAUGCGCUUUCGGGCCACUAUCACGACUUCAAACAUUUCUAUGUCAAUGCCUUUUACAGACUUGGUAGCUGCAUUACAGAAGUUUAUCCUGAGCUUUUCAAACUUACUUUGUUGACUAUCCACGGAGGAUGCAAUGAAGAGUGGAGCGUACAAGAGAUACGAGGUCAAGGACGAGCAAACAAUGGCCGCGAUUUCGAUAUUAUUAACGUGUGGGUCACGAAGUGGCAUAAUGGCCGAAUUGUAAAGGUCCGCACGUACAUUGAUGCUGUUGAGAGCAUGAUCAUGCUCAAGGAAAAUGAGGUCUGGACGAACUCCUCUACCGAAACUGAACAUACAAACUUCCUGCCUGGUCCAAGAGGAAUGCCAGAUAUGGCUGCUCUUGGAGAGUUCUUAGCAAAGGGUGGACACUACUAA